Messenger RNA from Armigeres subalbatus, 3140 nucleotides. Its product is annotated as 6-phosphofructo-2-kinase/fructose-2,6-bisphosphatase 1-like. The transcript has 10 exons. Gene Ontology annotation, molecular function: ATP binding; fructose-2,6-bisphosphate 2-phosphatase activity; 6-phosphofructo-2-kinase activity. The coding region runs from base 801 to 2333 and encodes 510 amino acids. NCBI's taxonomy places the organism in Eukaryota, Metazoa, Arthropoda, Insecta, Diptera, Culicidae. Gene Ontology annotation, cellular component: cytosol. Gene Ontology annotation, biological process: fructose metabolic process; fructose 2,6-bisphosphate metabolic process. The record is from RefSeq and is a predicted model, not a curated record.
UGAUAGCGAAUCAAUGUGCUGCAGUAGCUGCUUUCUACAGUAGAUCGAUCCACAGAUCCCGACUAGGCGAUCCAGUCCAGUUUAGGAAAUCUGUCUGGCAUUAUUGCUUCACCACCGAUCGGAGCGACAGGCGGCAAGAGCGCAACAAAACGCGAGUUUAACAACCUGUUUCACGGCCAUCCCGACUUAUUGGAGCUCUCUGUGGCACUACUGUUGCUAUCUUGCCUUGCUGUCAUCAACCGUGUAACGUGCUUGUGGUUGUUUCGCGCCAGCGUACAAAGUGCAACUGCAGUUGGACAAGAGUGCAUUCCGCGUCCAGCCGUCGUGGGUGCUUUCGUUCGAUUAGUUUAAGUUCAAUUUGAAGAAAUUUAGUCACUUUGUGUUCGGUGAAUAAACCGUGUCCAAGUGAAGAAACUUCCCGGAAGCUAUUUUUGUUUAUUAUUACUGCGAUUUAAAAAUUACCGUGCAACUGGAAUCAACCACCGUCACACGUGAGGUAGUAAUUGUGAUUGUGUAGUUUGGGUAAAUCUAUUCGAUUUCAUCAGAAUCUAGUUCACUCAGAGCCUUAAGUAAUUAGUGGAAUUUCCAAGAGACGCCUUUUGCUGCUAAUAAAGUUGAAAACAAAGCUACAAGUGCAUAUUCUCCCUCCUCGAAUAAAGGGAAAAUCAAUAAAUCACAUCCCCGUUCGCAACCGAGAUACUGUGUCAAGGUAGAAGUGACCAUCAAAACGUGUACAGCCCCAGUGAAAACAGCUGAGUGAGUGACGGGAACGGGAACGAAAACAACAGAGGUGCAAGGAAAUGGCCCCCAUUGCGACAACCAACGAUCCCAAGCUGGCUCAGGCUGGCGAGGAUGCCCUCAAUCGACGAUUGGAUGCCAGCUAUUACAGCAACCAUCAAAACAGCCUAAGCGAAGGUAAAUCUACCAGAAAAACAAGUCGGGACACUAGUUCGUUCGAAGAGCAUGCUGUAAAAAAGAAGACUACCCGAUUAGCAAUUCAAACCACCAAGACUGGACUACGUUCCGUACCGGUGGUGGCAACUAAACCGAAUACUGGCUUGAAGCCAUGCCCACUCCGGGCUCCUCUGGUGGUGACGACCGUGGGCCUGCCCUGUCGAGGCAAGUCCCUCGCCUCACACAAGGUCGCCCGGCAUCUUAGUUGGCGCGGUGAAAGCGCUAAGGUUUUCAAUGUGGAAAAUAAUGCUACUAUCGACACGUUACGUGAAAUUUCAACCUUUUUCAAAGAGGGAAACAAUGUUGCGAUCAUCGAUGGAAUGCACCUGACCCGACAAUCACGCCAACUGUUGAUCAACUUUUGCGAAGAACAACUAUUCCACCAUCUUAUGAUCGAGUUCAGCUGCAAUGACAAAUGCCUCCAGGAGAACAUUGACGACACGGUUCUGUUCUACCACCAGCUGGAUCAGAACAUUGACUGGGAGCGGCGGAUCAAGGAGAAUAAUGAGCGACAUACGCGCCGUUUCGAACCGUGUUCUCCCCUCGAGGGACCACUCAUUACGGUAAACAAUUCCGAGGACCCGAUGCACCACUCGGUGACGGCUCGCGGGGUUCGUGGUUCUAUUCAGACCGACAUACUCGGGGUUUUGGCCAGUCCGGUAAUACGGCAGCAAACGUUCUACUUAAGUCGGCAUGGUGAAUCGGAGUACAAUGUUUUGGGACGAAUCGGAGGCGAUGCGGAUCUGUCACCUCGUGGUAUGAAGUAUGCCGAACGAUUGGCGCGCCAACUGGGUGGUCCCGGUUCUGCUCCGGACGGCCCCAAACCUAAGCUUAUCUGGACCUCGGAGCUGCGCCGCACCAUUCGCACCGUACAGAACAUACCGGGGCCGCGAGCAGCUAUCAAAGAUCUGAACGAAAUUGACGCUGGCAUUUGCGAGGGACUUACCUACGAGGAGAUCCAGGAGCGCUUCCCGCAGGAGUUUGCUUGGCGUGAUCAGGACAAGUUCAAGUAUCGUUACCCGCACGGCGAAUCGUAUCUGGAUCUGCUGCAACGAGUCGAUAGUGUGGUACAGGCGCUGUUGGCCAACACAGACGUCCUGGUCGUGUCUCAUCAGGCUGUCCUCCGGUGUAUUAUGGCGUACUUCAAGGGUACCAAGCCAGACGAUGUCCCUUACAUAAAUGUCCCGCUUCACACCCUGCUGGUUGUGCGUUCGUACGGGUACGACUUCGAAGUGGAAACUGUUCCCCUCAAGGUGGAAUGUGUGGAUACGUAUCGUAUACAACCGAAGAAUUGCUCGACCAGUCGCACAACUGCGGAUGCUUUGACCACGGUUCCGGCACACUUUGACACCCCUCUUUCACAGCCCUCGAUCAGCUAAACUGUGUUGAUCUCUUUGCAUGCAACAACCGGACACGUGGUAAGACAGAACGGAACACAGCAGAGAAAGUUAUUGGAUUGCAAAAUAAUAAAAAAAAAAACAAAUACAAAUCACUAUUAUGUAUUGAAGGAGUUUAGCUCCGAAUGUGUGAUGCAUCACGAGCAAUUCAUAUUGCUUUUUAGUUUGUUGGCCAGCAUGAAUAAAGCAGAAGGUGAGAACCAAUCCAAAUUGAUUACAUGUUGCUGAAUAAAAAAUAUAUAAAACUCCCGUUCUUCCAAAAAAAAUAAAUAAAACUAUAUUUCGUACAAAUGGAUUGAGUUUGAGCACGACAGGUAAAGCAGCAGCAUUAUUAUCUUGUACGUCAACCUAGAAGAGAAGGCACCAAUGCAUCUUCAUAAUAUUUUACUUAUAUGUACAAUAGGAAGUUUUGUAAUGCUAACCGAUAAGCUACGAAUGAGUAAAGAUUAAGUGAAGGUUGAGGAAAGUGAUUAAUAGAUUGAAUCCAAGUUGAGAUGAAAAGAUGCAUUUUAAUAUACAAAAACAUAAACGCUAAAUCGAUUAAUGCAAGUUGAUUUUUGUAUGCCGAUUGAAAGAUUUGUUUUGAAAUAAUUAAACACAAUCUUCAACGCACGCAAACACCCGUGAAAGGUAACUGAAAUGGUAGAGAAGCACGAGUUAAUAAUACAUCAACGUCUAUUUUAGCAUUAAUCGUUAUUUUUUAUUUGUAGAAAACACAAUUACAAAAAAAAGGUCAAUCCUAAAUAAACUAUAAGAAAAAAAAUAUAAAAAGUAGUAUGAACCAAAGCA